AUGAGUUCACCUUGGAGUUCUCAGAUCACUUCUCUGUGGAGCUCCGGGGGCCCGACAGUCCAGAGGUGCCUCGAAAUGAGGAGAACUUGGUCGUGCAAGGUGCUGCCAACGCUUUCAAGGUGUGCCCGGGACGGUGGGACGUGGCUUGCCCUGUUUUGA
This is a messenger RNA of Durusdinium trenchii, 159 nucleotides long. The record is from the annotation of a GenBank genome assembly. Lineage: Eukaryota; Dinophyceae; Suessiales; Symbiodiniaceae.